AUGUCACUACCCAAUAUAGGUCGUGUUUCAACACCUCAGCCACAUUUUAUGCCUGGCUAUACAGGAUAUUGUCCGCAGUACAUGUAUCGGAUCGGUAAUACAUACUCAUCACUCACGCAUCGAUUAUUGAUCGAUCCGACGGUGGCCCACUCGGAAAAGCUGAUCCUUUCCGAUCGAACAAAUGAUGAGUAUUCGAUCGAACGACAACCCGUUGCUACACAGCUGGACGAGGAAGAUCGACGCCGGGAGGAUGAUGAUCAGCGGGACACGAUCUACCAUCACACGCCGAUGCCCGGUUACGAGGGUUACAUACCGAGGACGAAGGAUAAAUUUGGCAAACGGUAUGCCGUCACCACUACGGAAGGUUUGUCCGAGUUUGAGCGCGACUGUCAGCGAACGCGGGCCCAGCUGAAACGAUUGCGCCAUCGUGUUGCACAACCAAUCUCAACCAUCUCCAAAGGAAGUCUCGGCGAACGGAUGCUUCGACUGAACGAUUAUGAGAUUCCGCUCCGAUUGGUGCGUCCCGAUGCGCUCAGCGUGGUGAAGGAGGUACCGAUGGAAAAUUUACCACCACUGCCCGGUUUACCUUACUUUUCCCGCGAUACACCACCGAUGGCACUGCCGAACGAACAUCCGGAAAAGUGGAUCAAACUAGGAUACACUGGACACAAACCGUUCCUUUGGCCAAGAUUCGGAGAAGCGAACGUACCGCUUACGUCGAAAGCGCUCUGUGAUUUUACCAACAGUUACAAUCACCGACGGAGCACCGACUGGGAGCCGAUAACAUUGGCCGGUGCCGGAACGACGCAACCAUCGGCGAGGGUGAAUGAAAUCUAUCACAAAACGAUUGGUCUUCUGCCUAACUAUCAAGGGCACGUUCCUGGAGCUAUGUUUAGGUUUGGGAAAACCUUCGGCAACGAUAGCAAGGAUGCGAAGAAGUAUCUAAAGCGAUGCUGA
This is a messenger RNA of Anopheles marshallii, 957 nucleotides long. RefSeq names its product UPF0605 protein CG18335-like. The record is from RefSeq and is a predicted model, not a curated record. The transcript is spliced from 6 exons. The coding region runs from base 1 to 957 and encodes 318 amino acids. Lineage: Eukaryota; Metazoa; Arthropoda; Insecta; Diptera; Culicidae.